Molecule: messenger RNA, 10236 nt
Organism: Strongylocentrotus purpuratus (purple sea urchin)
Lineage: Eukaryota; Metazoa; Echinodermata; Echinoidea; Camarodonta; Strongylocentrotidae
Gene: zswim8
Product: zinc finger SWIM domain-containing protein 8
Exons: 18
Coding region: 696-6704 (2002 amino acids)
Cellular component (GO): Cul2-RING ubiquitin ligase complex
Molecular function (GO): zinc ion binding
Source: RefSeq, a predicted model, not a curated record
UAUUGCCGAAUCCCUUCCAAGGCUGGAUGUGUGUUGUUUACGUCCAUUGAACAGCUGUGAUCAAUGUAGUAUGAUAGUGCGGAAUCGGGAGGUAAAUGAAAGAACAAGGGAAAUAAUUCUCGUGUUCAACUCAGACGUUUAGAUUAGUAGUAUGGAUGUAUUCUCUAAUACUGUAGGCCUGUAUUGGGAUCAGAAUUAGCGUGAGAAAGGAUCUUCGCUUCAGCAUAGCAGUAAAUUUGUGACUCGUGAUCGUGAACGCUCUUCUUUUUUUUGUCUGGAGCACACCCGGAGCUGAAUCACAAUAAUGCAGUGCUAGUGCUACAGAGGCAGAGCCAUUUGACCUGACAAAGGGAUUGGCUGACCCUCUCCACACACUACUCUACACUACAGUCAGAAGUGGUAUCUCAACCCUUUUCUCUUAUAUUAUCUAUUCGUAGCAAAAGGGGUUCAUAGACAUUUUUCUGGACUGGGUUGAUUUUGUUCUUUAUAUUAUUAUGACCCAAACACUAAUCAUUAUGAAUUUCUUGGGGAACAUCUGAUUAUUUUGGGGGUGAUCGAUGCUCAUUCAUUGAGGUUGCUGAACAGCAGAGGGAAACAACCGAUUUGUUUACAUCUAGAGUGAAAGCAGACUUGGCAUACUUUUGUUACUUUCAGUUACUAGUAACCCAAACCUAAAUUUACUCAAGGUUUGUAUAAUGGAUUUUAUAUAUGAUUGGGAUGAUCAAGGAGACCAGUUUUCAUUCGAGGACAGUGAUCGGUUCGAGGAAGAUUCGCUAUGCUCUUGGGUGAGCGAGGCAGAGAGUGUGUGUAACAACAACUGGAGAGGAUGGAAGAAAAACAGCAAUGGAACUGGAGGGGGAGAGAGAAUGUCGUCUGCUGUCCCUGCAGCCCCAGGGAUUUCUUCGUCUUUAACAGAGGUUUCCUCAUUGGUUGAACUGACAGCAAAGACCACCGCCCUCUACAUCCCCUUUGAAGUCGUUGAACGAGUCUACCCACCGGUUCCUGAAAACCUUCAGCUCCGCAUCGCUUUCUGGAGCUUUCCCGAGAAUGAAGAGGAUAUCAGACUGUAUUCCUGCCUGGCUAAUGGUAGCCCUGAUGAGUUCCAGAGAGGAGAACACAUGGUCAGGAACAAAGCGGUCAAAGAUGUUCUUCAAAUUGGAUUUCACCUGAGUGGGACAGUAGUGCCCUCCCAUCCCAUGACCCAGCAGCACGGCACCAGUGCGACCUUCAACGUCGCCAUCACCUUCGACCGACGUCGCAUCUCCUCCUGCAGCUGUACGUGCAGCUCGGCCAGCAAGUGGUGCAGUCACGUGGUGGCGCUGUGUCUCUACCGCAUCCACCAUCCGUCGUCCGUCUGCCUGCGCGCCCCCGUGUCGGAGUCCCUUUCCCGCUUGCACAGAGAACAGCUUCAGAAGUUCGCUCAGUAUCUCAUUAGUGAAUUUCCCCGUUUGAUCCUCCCCACUGCACAGCGGCUCCUGGACGAGUUGCUCUUGUCCCAAGGCAGUGCCAUCAACAAGGUGUGUGGUGCCCCUGACCCUACCGCCGGACCCCCAGCCACCGAGAUGACCCACUGGUUCUUAGAUGAAGCCAUCCUUCAUGAGAACAUCAAGAAGACCCUCAUCAGAUUCAGCGGUCCUUCUCCCAUCGUCUUUAGUGAUGUGAACUCCCUGUACCUGUCCUCAACGGCGCCCCAAGCAGCUGCCGAAUGGACCAACCUGCUACGACCCCUGAGGGGGCGGAUGCCUGAGGGCAUCUGGAACCUGCUCUCCAUCGUCAGGGAGAUGUACCGUCGCCGUGACAGCAAUGCCAUCUCACUGCUUCGUAUCCUAACGGAGGAGUGUAUCAUCUGUGAUCAGAUUGUGAUUUGGUGGUUCACCACUCGUACCUCAGCCCUCCACUCACAGCAUGGAAACCAUGGACACCGGGCAAGUAGCAAUAGCAGCACAGCAGCAGCUCAACACGCCUGUGCUAGCAUGUGUGAGGAGAUCGUUACUCUGUGGCGACUAGCCGCGCUCAACCCCAUCAACUCACGCCAAGACCGCGUCAACCACGAGCAAGAGUUCCGCAAGUGGCACCUGCAGGUCAUCGAGAAGGCGCGUAAAGCUCGGGGACCGUCGCAUUGGGUAGGGGCUGGCGGCACGGGUGGAAACAAUAACAAUCUUCGUAAAGUUGACAUCGAGGUCUUUGCAGGGUUCAAGCCCGCCAUCGAGGCUUGCAUGUUGGACUGGAGUGAUUUCCCCAUAGAGGGCGUCACGCACAGAGAGACACGCAUCCCUCGGGUUAAGGUAGGCCAAGGUGGCGAGGGGAACAGUCAAAUCUCAGGGAGUGGCCACCACGUGAAAAUGCCGGAAUCUUCCACGACGGGGGGCCCGACCUGUCGAUCAAGUCCAGAGCAAGGCAAACAGGAGGUGAACGUAGUUGUAAGUAGUAGUCCCCAAGCGGAAACACCAGGAUCCAAGGAGGACAAGGUCAAGGUCGAGUCCGACAGUGAGACUCUCCUGCGUGCCAACUCUUCAGAUUCUUCCAUGUCUUCAUCAAGCGACAGGGUCGAAGGUUACCAGACAGGAGCCAGCUUAUCACACUCCGACGACACAGACUCUGAUGUGCAGACUGUCUCGAACUUUGCCUCCAAGCAGGCAUCGGACGGCAAACAUCUUCAACCGCAUGGAGCAGAAAUCAAAGACACGGGUAGUCAGGGUUCAAAUUCACCUCGCGAGGGUGCCACUGCUGGGGAUAAACACAGCGGGAAGCGCAAGACGAAGAGCAAGCAUGUAGACAGAGGAGAUUCUGACUUAACGGACAGUGAAGCUGGUCUGGUGGCUGAACCACUCCGGAGAGAGCAGGAGAGCGACUCCUCAAACGAAGCAAGGGCGGGGCGGAAGCAAGCUUUGCAGGUGGAACAGAGAGAGUCCCGUGAGUCGCAGCCCUCUAGUGAUGAAUAUCAGAUGUAUUACUAUGACACCAGGCAGGCCAAGGCGGCCGAGCCGACCCCACCCAAGAAGAAGAAUGACACACCCAACCCCUUUGUUGGGAUCAAGAAGAUGGAAGAUAGGAUAGAGAUGGAAAUGAUUCUCUCGUCUCUUCAGAUCAUGUUUUCAAGAGCUGAAGCAUUGCAUGCCCAUGGUUACACCAGGAAUGCUUGUAAACUAGCCAUUCAGCUGGCUGAAGAGAUGCUGGACAAACCACCGGUCCUAGAUGCCCCGCCUCCUACUGGACUUUCAAACAGAGCAAGAAAGAAGCACGUCCAUUCCCAGAGUGUCCUGACCAGCAUGACGCUAUCCAAGGCAGCGUUUCUCUGCAGCGUUCUCUCGGAGCAGGCAGAGUGUCAUCAUCUCGCUUUCAGGAUGGGCAUGUUCGGCUUGGAGUUGCCAAGGCAACCUGCAUCUACCAAAGCACUAGAGGUGAAGCUGAAUAGCCAGGAGACAGACUUGGUGACCUUACUGAAGAGGAUACCCCUCGGGCCCUCUGAGCUGGGUAUGAUCAGAGAGAGGGCCCAGAAGCUGAGGGAGGGUACCCUACGCUCCAGGGGAGAGGCUCUUCUGCCCAUCAUGCUCGCUAGCUUCAUCUUUGAUGCGCUCUGCUUACCAGGCCAGCCAGCUGCGAACCUACCCCGCACGUCAGUCCGUCUGGCCCUCGUCAGGGAGCGUAGCCCCAACGACGAGAAGAUGGGCUUUGAGGCGGCGGUGGCUGCCAUGGCGAUGAAAGCCAACGUGAGCGAGGCGGACCAUCCUCUGCUGUGCGAGGGUACAAGGAGACAGAGAGGAGACCUGGCGCUGGCCAUGCUCUCCCAUUACAAGGAAGACCAAGGCAAAUUCAGACAGAUCCUAGAUGCCCUCCUUGACAAGCAAGGUCCCAAAACCCACAAGACACCAUGUGCAGCCCCUGUCCCCUCCAACCCAGCGUUAUCUAGACCAUCCCAACAGGUUCCCACUCAUGGCCACGCCCACAACCACACCCACCCUCACGGUCACAUGCCCCACCCGCAAACUACCACCGGGGACGACAUAGCGGCCCGUAUCGCCCAACACAUGAGUGAGCGCUCCCUGGCAGGUGCGCCUCCCAGCCAACCAGCAGGGAUGAAACCUCAGGACGCGAAGCGGGGUAAAGGUGGGGGUAAGGACGGCCAUGAUAGCUGCGAGGGCGGGUCCGACAGCAGCAGAAGCAAGGACAAGAAAUCCAAAUCCAGACUAGAGGCUCCGGGACCACGCCCUGUUCCCUCCGGACCACCUCCCAGCAACUCCAACCUUGAUCCUGCCAUGUGCAGGGUGGGUCAACCUGGUAUGGGACAGGUUGGUGGAGGGAGGGGUAGAGGGGAAUUCCCCACCAUCAGUGGAGAGGAUGAGGGUAGCCAUCACCCCCCUCCCCACGGGCCUCCAGGUGCAGCCAACCACCCCUCGACAACCACUGGUAUCGGCUACUGGGGAAGGAUAUUCGGCAGACACCCUAGGAAAAGUAAAGGUAUGGCUAGUAUAGACAGCAGUGCACCUGAGACAACCUCCAGCGACAAUUCCCCCACCCUAGCGAGGCGAGUACCCCCAGGGGGGUGGGGAAGGUACCAUGGACCUGGUAGCGACAGCGGGAGUAGCGGUAACUCCAGCGAUUCGGUCAGCUCCAGCAGUUCAGGGGAGAGAGCAACCGGCGCUAGGCCGAAGCUACGGGAGGCUGAACCAAGUCCAGGGCAAAGUAUACCUGUGUCGCUAAUGCGUGCUAACCCAGUCAGCAUAGCCGUAGCACCUGAGAACCUGAAUGAGAACAAGGCUUGUAUAGCGGCAGGCAAAGCUAACAGAAGGGGUCGUAAAGGAGGUCGUAACGACAACUGCCCGACAGUCCCCAACCAGCCCAGCGAGGCCUCUGCCCACUUCUUCUUCGAGCUGGCCAAGACAGUUCUGAACAGGGCGGGCGGUUCAAGCAGCACGGCGCUCUUCACCCAGGAGUGUACCAACUCCAACCACUCCGGGCCCCACCGAGGCCUUCAUCUGUGCGCGUUUGAGAUAGGACUGUACGCGCUGAGACUUCACAAUGCGGUCACACCCAACUGGCUCUCCAGGACGUAUUCUUCUCAUGUUUCCUGGAUUACAGGCCAAGCAAUGGAGAUCGGAAGCGCAGCCAUCAACCUGCUGGUGGAGACAUGGGAGGGGCACCUUACACCUACAGAAGCCGCCUCAUUGGCUGACAGGGCCUCCAGAGGUCGUGACCCCAACAUGGUGCGAGCAGCAGCCCAACUGGCUCUGUCUUGUCUUAGCCACGCCCACGCUCUGAACCCAACAGAUGUGAACAGGGCACUCAUGCAGUGCAAGGAGCAAGACAUCAUGAUGUUACAGAAGGCAUGUGUUGCUGUGGAGAGUGCGGCCAAGGGUGGAGACGUCUACCCAGAAGUCCUGUUCAACGUCGCCAAGCAAUGGGAGUGGCUUCAUGACAACUCCACUGGACAAGGUAACCAUAGCAACCAAAGGCACCAGCACCACCACCAUCAGCACCAUGACUCUGACGAAGACAAGGUGGUAGCGGCCGACGAGGGGACCGGAGAAGAGAUCGGACCUGUGGUGCCGUUUGUGAACGCGCCUGUCAGGGGUAUUGUUCCACAGCAACGCGUGGUUGGUCUUCCGUACAGGUUGGCUCAGCCUCAUGCGGUACCUAUCGUGUACCAUCAUCCCGAGUACCAGGAGUAUGUUGCCGUUGAUCCCUACAUGGCAAGGCAUCAAUUUGGCAACGCACCUCACGCGAUGCCGGUCGGAGACCACAGGCUGCAGCAUCGGCCUCCGAUGCCCCAAGAUGCCCACAACAUGCAGUGGCUUCCUCACCACCAGUACCACGGUCCGUGUCCCUACAACGCCAACGUGGCCAUGCCUGGGAUGGCCGUGUCCGUACCCCGCACGGCCUUCCAGCCCACGCAGAUCAUGCAGCUUCCGCCUGGACAGGUCAUGGCUCAGCGACCCAUCAUCCAGUACCCGAUGCCCCCGACGAUCAUCCAUGCCAGGCCCAACGUGAUGCCUCAGCAGCAGCAGCAGCAGCAGCAGCAGCAGCAGCAGCAGCAGCACCCGAUGCAACCCAUCCCCAACAUGGCCCAACCCAUAGCCCCACAGCAGCAUCCAGGACUGUUCUAUCUUCAUGCCACCUACAGGGUUGGCAUGUUGGGUAUCGAUACCCUGGCUAGGAGAGUUCACGACGAGAGGACACAGUCAAGGUUCUCACCCAAUCCUCCGUACGGUGAAGACAUCAAGUGGCUCAUGGAGAUUGCUAAAAGAUUAGGUGUAAGUUAUGUUCAACAGUUCUGUGCAUGUGUACUAAGCGUCGUAGUGAGUCCGUUUGUUCUACAUACAAUAACAUGGGAGGCUGCGCAUUACCUGGCGUCUAUGAACCACACAUCGGUGCAGGCCAAUCUACGCUCCCCCAUCCUGAGUCCGAUCGUACAGAAGUGUGUCCAGAUGUACAUACAGUGUAUCCAUCAAAGGAUGUAUCACAUCACGCCACCGGAGUACGAUGACUUCAUCAGCGUGGUCCAGAGUGCACAGAAGGCCUUCUCGAUGCAGGCAGGUGGGCAGGCACAGUUCAAGGACUUCAUCCAGUCCCUCAGAAGGUUGCCUCGAUGCAAGCAUGACCUGUGGGUGCGACUGUCAGCCACGCUGUCGCCAAGCCUCUUUGAGCAUUCCUCUUCCUCCUCCGCUUCCUCUCCUUCCACCACUACUGUCUCGACCAAUCACUGACAGCGUCUCAUCCAUACUCAGGCAGGUCUAGCUAAUCAGGAACAGUCUUUAAUCGGUUAGAUUUGGAUUGCUGAUGAGUUAUUCAUGGAGAAAGAAAAAUCUUUUUGAAGACACCAUGCACGGGAUAGAGACGAUCCCUUCGCUGUGAAUUAUGGGAUAUUGUGUGUUAAUGUUUAAUUCAUGUUCAGUCAGACGUUAAGACUAGGAACAGCCAAAUAUUAUUUCAUUUUGUGGAAGUGUGUGUAAUCUAGGGGUCUACUGUGAGUCUCUCGCAUCGGACAGAAACUCAGUUUUUCUGUAAAACCCAAUCUUACCUCUGUGACGUAGAAGUUAAGCAAGUUCGUUCUCUAUGAAUCUUCCCUCAUCAAUUCAAGAUAUGAUGUUCAUAAUCUUGAAAAAUCCCAGACAGCUAUUUAAUGUCCAAGGAACUUCGAUGAGACUGAACAUGUUUUCCUGAUAUUUCAAAUGUGUCUCAGAAUUACCCAUGGGAUGUAUAUAUACUUGAUAAACUUUGGUUCCUUUUCAAAGCAAGUCUUCUUACUUUUUACCCAUCUUCAUCCAAGAGAGCAGUUUAAAAUUUGUCCCACCCAAUUUUAUUUUUUCUUAAAAGUUGUACAGAUUGAUUUUUUUUGCAUUGUUAUGGUUAUUUAUUUAAUAGAUUUGUGGUAAUAAAAAGCUCAGUGCUUUUAUUUUUUUGUUUGUUUGUUUAACAUCCAUGUUCAAGCUUGUUCGAAGGACCUGUUUUGUUGUAUAUAAGUAUGUGAGAGGAUGGGUAAGAGGAGAGGCCGAGGUAUUAACUGUUAUUUUGAUUGCAAUAUGGGAAGAUUGAAAUGAUUCUAGGAAUGUAUACUAUAGACAGAAGGAAAUUAAAGGCAAGAUUUUGAUGAAUUGGCUCUCUGAACUCUAGUGUUUUAGAUGACCAGGGUCGCCAGACUGCGAAAAGAGCGAGGAAAGUUGUAGCAGCGUAAAGUCAAGAAGGAAUAAUUUGUGGUUGCCUGUGACGGAGAGGGACAUUUUAGAGAGUGUCUCGCUCCUGAUAUUUGAGAACAUUUACCUCAAAAUCUCGACAAGAGGAUGUAGUGCAUAAAGGCAACACCAUCUGCUCUUGAUAAAGUAGAAGUGCUCCCUCUUUGUGGGUGUUUUUAAAAGCCAUUUGAUUUUUAUUAAGUUGACAAAUUUGUAUUUACAAACUCUUGAAGAUGGUCAGAAGUUGAUGUUAUAUGAUGCACUAUAAAUCAACUCUAUACAAAGAAAUUGAGUUCUUUGCUAUCCAUGGUAUACAAAGACCGACCAGAAGAUAUAUUCAUAAACAUUUAAGGCUUGUUAAGAUGUGAUAUGGUUAACUAGGGCAAAAGAACCGCCGCAAUUUUUUAGACAGGUAAAUGAAUGGCAACUCAGAGCAAGAACAAUGCGUAUUCAUUGAGCACUGUGUUAUAAGAAACAGAAACGUAAAGCUUAUUAUGCUUACCAUCAUAAAAGGAACGGCGCGGUUCGCCGUGUUAUAUCCAUACAACACCUAAAAGUUGACUGGGAUCGUUGAUUAUGAAUUUCUCAUAUUUUGAGUCACCUUUUACCGAAAUUUGUUAUUCAAGGCAGUCUCAUUAUCCCUUUCUACCUACAUCAGGAAUGUGAAAGCAGCCUAUAUCAUGCAGAUUGUGCGAGAUUAUUAUUUUUUUUCCCUCCUUGCUCUUUUUCCUUGAAGCGAUAGACUGGGUCAAGACAAUCCCCUUCUUGAGGAUGUAUCGACAAUGAACGGAAUACAGUCACAAUAUGCAUAGAUAGUGCAAAUUAUGAUUUUUUUUUUUUCCUUCAACAAUAUGAAGUCUAAAAUGAAUUUCGCUAUAAAUUUAAAGUAUUUCACUUAUUUGAUUUUUAAUUUUAUGAAUUUGAAUUCCCAUCACUUAUUUAUUGAAGAGAUCUUUUUCCAAAAUGUAUAUUUUUCAAUGUUCUCCUGUGUGUAAUAUGUGUAUAACUAGAUGUAAACUAAAAAGAAAAAAAAAAGAUUAAAAAAAAAGAAAGAUAACUCUCUGUUCUCAGGUUUAAUCUAAGCUACUUUUUAGAAGUAUCAUUGUCUAAUGUUUGAAGAAUAUGUGCAAAAGGUUCAGCGUUUAACUUGUUCCAUUGUCGAAAGUCAUAUAUAUGUGCGUAAGACGUUGCUGUAAAUAGCUCUCCGUUCUCAUCUGUACAUAAUUACUUUAAGAUUCUCACAAAUUUGGUGGAUUCUGCGAUGCAUCGCCUCGUAGCGGUAAUAGAAACUGUUUUCCUGUAUGGAAGAAUCUUUGGUUAGGGUACUUGCGAAGUCCCUCUUUACCUUCUGAUUUAAAAUUCAUAGAUCCUCUGCUUUGAUUUCUUAAUUCACAAACCACCAAGGGUGAAGGAUAUGCAUAAAAUUAUGAACAUGCCUAGGUUAUUCGCAAUUCAAGCUCCAUAAUAUACUCAUUGCAUUGGCAGGCUUUAUAUUCAAAUAGGCCUAGUCCCACGUGUGUAGAUCAUUGUGUGUGAAAUUAUGCAUCUGCCUCCUAUGGCGAAAUACUGUAGUCCAAUGCAAUACCACUAUUUAACUAUCAGCAGCAAAGUUUGUUCUGUCUUCAUUUUUGUUCUUACAGGCAUUGAAUGGAAAUAUAGCUAUAAAAGUACUGUCUGCAAAAAGAAAUCCAGGAUAACUCACCAUUUUUAAAUUGCAAAACAAAGGGACAAAAAUCUCUCUUAUAUUAUCUGUAGAACGGUGUUGAAGUUCUCUUAUUUUUAAAAAGGAAAUCACCAAAUUUUAUAUACAGGGCUGCUCUUAUAACAUUGUUGUACAUGUUACUCAUAUGAACGUGCAAUUUGACAACACGUUUCCGUGUUGAAAUUACCGAAGAUUUUACUCUGAUUUUAUGACUGGAAAAAUGACAAUGGUUCUGUUUAAAAGCAGGGAUUUCUUCCGAUUCAUGGUUAGUUCUAUAAAUUGGACCUCAUUUCCCGUGAUGCAUUUUUACCUCAGAUUCUCAAACAGAAAACACAUUUGUUAUUUGAUGUAUGGAAUCAUGAUCUUUGUAUCUGAGCUCCAGAAAGUGAAAAAAAUUGUGGUAGGGACAAAAAUUGUAUUUUACCCAAUUCUCGAAAAUGAAUUCAAUAGAAUGUGUAAUAUAUAGAUGAUAUACGUUUGCUUUUGGAGUGUGACUAGUAUCAUGUGUGUGUGUGUGUGGGUGAGAGAGAGAGAGAAAGAGAGAGAGAGAGAUGGAAAGACUGUAAAAUGGAGUAAUGUGAAAGCAAGGAGAGACCAAAGAUAAAGCGAAUGGUUUGGCAUGGUUGCAAGCGUUUUGUGUGUGUGUGUGUGGAUGCAUGCAUUUGUGUCUCCUGUUGUAUGUCUGUAUUAAGGUUUGUAUUUCAGACUGUGUGUGAGAGAGAGAGGCACAGGACUGUUAGGGUUCAUUUGUCCUUCGAUGUCUUAACUUGCAAGUUGUAGCAUUGUAAUCAUGUGUACUCUUGCGUGUUUCGAGCUGUAUCAAUGGUUUCUGCAUUAAAAGUUUUUGUCUUGCUGAACAGAAAA